Lingula anatina is the source of this 2670-nucleotide messenger RNA. RefSeq lists its product as uncharacterized. The record is from RefSeq and is a predicted model, not a curated record. Lineage: Eukaryota; Metazoa; Brachiopoda; Lingulata; Lingulida; Lingulidae.
UGAUGAGAAACAUGGUGGUCCGGACACGAGAAGAGAGCUGCUCACUCGUCCGCAAAUAACCCGAUUAUCACUCAGAUAUUUGAGAUAGCAACACCCUAUUGUACACAUGGAGGACGAAGGGAAUGACGGAACGUAUGGGUCAGUCCCCGUGACAUCUCAGGCGGCGACAACGAGCACUGUGGUAGGAAAGGCAAAGACAUUUGCUGGCCUAUCACCAAAAGAAUGGGCCUUUCUAGUAGUGUCUAUUUUGAAUCUCCUGGCAGCCCUGGGGUUUACCGGCUACAGCCUGUGGUAUGUCGUGGACAAGGAUAAGGAAAACACUGUGGAUUUCACAUUUGCUGUCUUGCUGCUUAUUAACAUUGUAUUCUGUACAUUUUACGUUGUCCAUGGACUGUUCCGUGAGAGGGAGUUCGAGCUGUACGCAUUUAUCGCAGCCACUCUUGUUGUCGUAGUAUACUGCAUCACUGAGUAUGCUGUGAAUGUGGCUGGCCAUAGUAACCCUAUCAAACUGCCUCGUCUGAUAGUGUCUUGUGCCUUGGCUCUCCCUAACAUUGUUCUAGCCUGGAUGGUGGCCAGAGACUUUGGCUUCCUGGCCUUCAGGAUUGUGGGGGCCUCAGAGGCUUUGCAGUUAAUGUACAGACAGUCUGCUGCAUUUUCUACGUUGCUCAAGUUUGACUUUCAAGUUGGGGUGAGUUUUGUAGUACUUGUCUUGGAGCAGGGAGUGAACCUGACCACACUGGAGAUAGUCACUUUAAGUGUGGGACUGCCUUUUUCAUUCCUAUGGCUAAUUCUUGGAUGGAUCACGAUGAGGAAAGAAAUUAAACCCUUGAUGUGGAUUUUUAUUGUUCUGGGGCUAGUGGGACCAGCAUAUGUCAUUUACAAAAUAGUAAUGUUAUUUGAAAAUCUAGAGGAAGAGCAGAGUGAAAAGUUGCUGAUUUAUGCAGUCAUUGUUGCAGGUGCACUGGAACUGUUAGUACAUGUCAUCCUACUUAUCCAGGCUGUGGUGGUGUACAGAAACUUUAAGAAGGGACUCAAAGAAAGGGCAUUUGACCCUACAGAACAAACUAGUUUGCUUGUGGCUGCUGGUCGCAGAUAGACCCCAUUUAUACAAUGCAGGACCCGUCUUCUCAGAUAUUGUAAUGGGUAAUGUAAUUUGUAUGGAGGUUGUACAGCAGAUCUUUGACAGUAUGUUUGCAUGGAAUGGCAGGGAUGGUAAUCAUAUGCCAUGACAGGUCCUCAGCAGGUCCUCAGCAGCAUUAUCUUUUAGAUGGUGUUUUUUCGGUGAAAGUCAUCAUCAUGAGGAUGCAUUUUAAUAGAGUUUUAGAUAUUUCUUCAUGAGUUUUGAUCUGUCAUCAGACGUGAAUCUGCUUGUUGCUGUUUCUGUACAUUUGUGUAACAACUGCUGCAAAGAAUGCAAACAGAGAAGCAAGAAUCAGCAGAACAAGACCAGUAUGCAAGUAUUAUUACGAGAACAAAGCUGUUUUUAAUGCCUUAUUAUGAUAUUAAUAUCUGUCAUCAAUGUUUUCGUUUUUAAUAUAACAUGAUUCUCAAUCACCAGUAAGAGUGUUGGUUUUGAAACAGAGUGGUCACUGAAUUUCUGGUACCAUCUUGUUACCUGUGAAUCAUAAGAAGUCUAUGAUUCUGUAGGGCACUUAUGGUUCUCUUAGUCCCUGACAGUAAAACCAGUGCACCUGUCUGAAAAAUUUUAUGAUAUUUUAUAUAAGCAUUAAUGCCAAUACUACCCCAGAUGUGGUAAUACAUUUAUUGAUAAAAAAAGGUGUAGAAUUGUAUAUGUUGGUGUCUGUGUGUGUAUUCCAGACGGUUUGUUUCUCUCUUCUUGUUCAUUUGUUGUGAUGCUUGGCUUUUAUCCUACAGUGUGUGUAUACAUGUACGGAAUAUAUAUUUUUUUUCAUGUAUCAUGACGUAACCAUUAAUGCAUAUGUCUUUAGCCUAUUUUACAUUAAUUAUGAACUUAAGCAAGAUUGCAUAUAUGAUACUAAUUAGCUUGCCAUACUUUUGUCAAUUAUUAAUUCUUCACCAGUGUCAAAACCGUGCGGGCAGCUAAAUGUAUUUUAUGACACGGGGAGUCGUCAGAAUAACCAUUUUGUGUCUUGGCGUGUACGUAUUAGCUAUUGUUGUAAUUUGUCUCAUUACCAGAUAUAGUGCAUUUGUGAUUAUAUAAAGGGCAGUUGUAUUCGCAUAAAAAAUGGCUCUAUGGAAUUGUGAUUAGUCAGUAUGUCAGCUUUUACACAUUAGGUGGCUUACUAGCAACAGCAUAUUUACAAUCGCUUGCCAUUGUUUUAUCCUUUUGAGCACAAAGUAUAUAUUUUUAUAUGUAAUUAGUGAUUUGGUAGCGAUUGUAUAACGAAUGGCCAAAUACAUGUGCGCGCCAUGCAUUCAGCAUUUUUAUUAAACAUUGUCUUUGGUGCCCUCUUUUGAGUAUUUUGCAAUUUGUUCCAGUAUAUCGAUGUGCGUUUAGGUUUCAGACUUAAAGCUGUGAGAAAUUACUCCUUUGCCAGAUUAAGCAUAGCGACGAAGUUGGCCGGACAAGCUUAAUAUUUUUUCUUGAUAAGCGCCCUUUUUUUCUUAGAACGCGCGAUUUGCUUACCCUGAGAGGAUUUUAUUGUCAAACCUACGAUGUCAUUUUAAAUAAAUUUGUAUUUUCUGUUA